CGCCGUGUCCGCCUCGGGCUGCGCCCCUGCGCUGCGCGCUGGCGACCCGGCGCUGGCGCUGCGCUGGGCGAUGUGAGCCGCUGCCUGUCCAGCCGGGGCUCUGGCGAGGAAACUCACUUCAAAAGCAGCUGCACCGAGGGGGAGAUUAAAGCCUUUGCCGCCUUCCAAUCAAAUGGGAGCCCGAGGAGGGUGCGUAUGAGGAACAGGAUUGAGGGAGUGACUAGAAGGCGCAGCGGCGGGAGUCCGGACAACGGCCCGACUUUCGGCUCCAGGGGUGCACAGGGGACCCACACACCAAAUACUCUGUCUCGCUCAGUAAUUGAAAUCUCUCGCGGCGCGGCCGCCUGGAAUCGACGGGAUUUCUCUGCGGUUUGCGCCUCCAGGAUCCGAAUAAAUGCAGCUCGCAGGCAUCCGGCAGGAAACGGCUCCCGGUUCGAGUGUAUGCAGACGCAUCGGCCCAGCGCGGGACGCGAGGUGGCUCCUGGUGAUCUUGCGGCUGCAGGUCCGGCCUCCAAAGGAGACUGGGCUGUGAGCGCCCUCAGGCCGGGGGCGGCCCCUUGCUGCCCCGCAGUGCCCGGCAGCCCCCAUCCCUGGGGGGGGGGGGGUGUGCUUCGGGAACCCGCCGGGCGGAGUCCGCCCUCGGCAAAAACUGAAAGCAAAUGCCGAGGCAAAAGAAGCCCGAACUUUCUUCGACGCAACUUUGCCACAACGAUCCGGUGGCGACUUAGGCAGGACCGCGCGCUGGUGCGUGCGCGCGCGCAAGGUGGGGGCGCCGGCUGAAGGAGGCUUGGGGCGGCCGAGCCUGGCCCGAGGCGAAACCCUAGGGAAGGCGCCUCCCCUUCCUUAUUUCUCGCCAACCCCUCGGCCUCCGUCGGUAAAAAAAUAGUUUCCAGUGGGCAGCGGACGCCCAGUAUGUGUUGGUGGGGAUCGCACCAGGGAGAAGGAAGCUUUGUAAAAGUUGCAGAAAGAGCUCUGCCCAGAAGCGUCCGCCCAGCAGGGCUCGCAGGGAAGGUCGGGGGACCAGCUCGCCUUCUCCGGGGCGGGAUGCCUAGCAAUCGGCUUGGGGAACCCCUGGCCCAGUCCUCUCCGCUCACCUCGAACCCCCGCGUAAAUAACCCCCGGCGGGCUGCGCUGGAAACUUAGAGGCGCGGCGCCGCGGUUGGCGGGCGAGGCCCGGACGUUGAGCCGGCCCGCAAGGCCGCUUCUGGGCGCGCUCGGGCCCGGCCCUAAGACAGGCUUGCACGGGGGUGAGAGGACGAAGGUGGUUUCAGCUCCCGCCCGGCUGCCUAGACCGUCACCGCCGACCUCCCAGCUCCCUGGAGCGGGCGCUUCCCCCCUGGGAGCCGCGGCCUUGGGGGGGCCGGCGAGGGCGCAAAGUGCGCGCGCGGGCCGGCGCGGGGGUGGGGGGCGGCUGCCGGUCUCUCCGCGGGGCCUGUCGCCGGGCUGGCCGCGGCGGGUGAGUGAUGAGGGCAGAGAAGGGCGCCCAUAAAUCGCGGGUGUCAGGGCGAAAAACUCUCUUUAUUGUCUGCGUGAUGGAUGGGCCCGGGGACGAGACACCAAAUACUUCGUAUCGCCUUUAAAUGGGAACACAUUUUCCGCGGCCAUAAUUCAUGUUUUUUAAAUAGAAAGUUUGAAAUGUUGCCUAUA
Messenger RNA from Canis lupus familiaris (dog), 1647 nucleotides. RefSeq lists its product as uncharacterized. NCBI's taxonomy places the organism in Eukaryota, Metazoa, Chordata, Mammalia, Carnivora, Canidae. The record is from RefSeq and is a predicted model, not a curated record. The transcript has 3 exons. Bases 196 to 780 code for a protein of 194 amino acids.